ACGCCUCGAGGUGUCGGAUCCGGCCGGUGCCGUUCUUCGGUGCCCCUUGCAGUGACGCGGCAGGUGGACAGGUCGACUACGCCGACGUCCAGCGACUGGUGAAGCGGCACGGGCUCGUCGAGCAAUGGGACCCCACGACGGAGACCCCGUUCGUGUGGUACGCGCAGGAGGGGCACCAGUCGCAGAUUUGGUUCGACAACCCGCGCAGUCUGCGCGCCAAGUACCGCCUCGUGCGGGAGCUCGGGCUGCGCGGCGUGGGCAUGUGGAACGCCGACACGCUCGACUACUCGGGCGGCGGCAGCGCAGCCAACGACACGCGGCUCAUGUGGAGCUCGCUGGCGGAGGCCUUUGCGUCGUGAAUCACUCGCGGCUGUCCUGCAUCCAGCCUUGCCGGUCUACUAGCCACAGGCCAGCAAGCUAGAGCGUACGCCUGUUGUUGCGGCCGGUCGAUGGUGUUCGCGCUGCUGCUGUUGCUGCUGCUGCUGCUGCUACUAUCAUAGCAGCCUCAUUAUUUGUUGCCUUUUUGUAAAGACAAGUCUGGCAUGAUUUAUUGUUGCAAACUUUCCACGUUUCUAUCGAUCGUGCCCCACUACACCAGCGAAAAACCGUUUUCGACCGAAUCCGGAGCGAAGAAGGCGGCGGGAAGCACGCACGCUGACGACGGACAUUAUCGUAUGCAUUCCCCUCGCUGCUGAUAUCUCCCACUGGGAGUCCCAGCGGGUAACCGUGAGAAUGCCGCGCGCUUGAUAGGCAUCGGCUGCGCACAACACAACCAGCGUGAGCGCGGCACUAACGUCGCGGGCCGUUUCGAGUGACUGGCAUCGGCCGUUACGGAAAAAGAUCCGCACGUUGAAGUAUCCGUUACGCGGGAUUCGCAAAACACGGUGGGGUAGACCUGAAAGGCGGUGGGGCUGCGGCGGCAUGGACGUCCAACAGCGGCGGCACCUUCGAGACUCGAAGAUGGCUAGUGCACAGAGCAAACGCCUCUAGAAGGAUGUGUGGAUACUAGUUGGCAACAAUUCGUGUUGAUGUCUGAAAGUAAAGUAGCAGAGGCCCCUAGCUCAUCUGUCGUAAGAAGGCUUGGCCGCGUGAGUGAGAACUCCACACGGUGACGAUGGGUGUUGAAGACGUGAAGCACAGUUGGAGCUGGCCAGGUAGUGCAUGCAAUCAUAGACCCCCUUGCUGCCUUUGGUGAACGGAAAUGUGGUUACUACGUUGCGCGUCAUGCCACUUCAGAGACCCACCACGCACGCAAAGUCCAGUUGCCACAGUUUUGGCUGGAGUAGGGAACGAGGCCGAACUGCCAAGUAACACAGCGCGCGCGACGACAUGGCAAUUUUCACGCUACUCGCUCGCUCGCAGACGCAUUGUGCAGAACAAACCGUGCGCCCAAACGAUAGAAACCGCAUGAUCCAGGUAAAACUUUCCCAUCAGCUGCUGCUGCUGCAGAUUUUCUGCCUCAUGUGCAUUCGUGGAACGGUGGAAACCCGAGCGCGGCGCUGCUGACAGAGCGAUAGUCCACAGUCUACAGUCUAUAGAUAGUAGGGCUAGCGCCUUCCUUCCAACACAGCGCAACACAGCGCAACACGGCACAGGUGCUGGCGCCACGGCGGUCCGAGCUCACCACGCUGUGCGCACAGCGGCAGGCGGUCGCAUGUUUUCGAGCAACCCGGCUGCGGCAUACCGCGUUUUGAGACAGCUGGGGGGCGAUCCUGAAAGGGCACAGAGGGUGAUGGGCGGCUGACGUGGAUUUAGAAAUAGAAAUAGAAACUCCGCGCCGUUUCCGUCGCGAGCAGCGCCGUUUCUAAGAAGGUGCAAGCUCGAAAGCUACAGCUCCAUUCCCAGAUUUGCCUCUAGCCUGCCAGCCAGAAGAUCGCCCCGCUCGCCACGAUGGAGAUGGAGCUUCCGGCCACGCCCACGCCCGCCGACUCGAGGGGCAUGCACCUCAACUUCCAGUCGCCCACGGCCGACAAGGCGCAGCAGUCGCUGCGCAUGCAGGUGGCCGCCCACAACUUCAAGAAGCGCGCGGCCUGCGACUCGCCCGACGAGGCCUCGGACGACGUCGACGGCCCGCUGCCCGUGGCCACGUGCAACUUCGCGGCGCUGAGCCGCCACUUCCACUUGCCGCUCAAGGUCGCGGCCGAGAAGUUCGGCGUGCGCGCCACCGCCUUCAAGAAGCGCUGCCGCGCCAUCGGCAUCCGCCACUGGCCGUACCGCAAGGUGCGCAGCCUCAAGCGCUCGCUGCAGGAGCUGGAGCAGUGCCAGCAGCAGGCGCAGGACGGCUCCGGCCCGCCGCUCUCGGACAAGCAGCUGCGCCAGUUCGCGGGCUACCAGAGCCAGCUCAAGCGCCUCCUGUCGCCCGAGACGUACGGCAUCGACCCCUUCGGCCAGGCGCUGCCCGCGCACUUCUUCCACGCCGACGGCGACGGAUGCAACACGCCCGACGACCACGACUCGGACGAGGACUCGUGCGGCUCGCAGAGCCCGCGCCCCGGUCUCGAGCACUUUGUGCACCGAAACAAGGCGCGCAAGCACCUCUUCACAGACUCGCCGUCCUCGGCCUCCGCCUCGUCGCCCCACCGUGAGAACCUCUUCUUCGGCAACGCCGUGGCCAUGAACGCGGCCGCCGAGUACGCCCGUGUACAGCAGUUCAACCAAUACAACGCCCAGACGGGCAUGAUCCCCGCGCAGGCGGGAUUCGUCUUCGACUCGACGUACGACCCCUUCGGCGAGCUCAGCGCCUCCACCAUGGACCCGUACGGCGAGAACGACCACCCGUCCUGCGGCUACUCGCUGGACGCCGUUUCGUACGACCUGUUCCCGCUGCAGCCGUCCCCCACCAUGGCCAUGCGGAAAGCCACCGCCAUGGCGCAGCAGACGAUGGCGACCACCGCCCCGAACGCAGAGGAGCCCGCCGUCUCCUCCGCUCCGAGCGGACUCGAGGGCCUCGAGGACGACAUCUUCCGCCACAUCUCUCCAGAGUACGGCUGCCUCGUGUAGACGGACGGACUCUGCUCGGAUAGAUGUGUCGACAGUCAGCUCCUCGUCCUCUCCUCCUCGGCUUUUUGCUUGCUGCUUCCUUUUUGCAUUUUGCGACCGGCGUGCAACAACCACGCCUUCAUUGUACGAGCUUUAAAUUAUUAUGAUGGAAGAUAUCAAUAAAAAACACUUGCGCUCUCCGCCAACGCUGCUAGCCAGCUACAGUAUUUGCCACUGUCACCUCACAGCCUGCCGCGCGCGGAGCAGAGCUUGCACGAAGUCGGCUACUUGUCGGUACACUGCGACU
This is a messenger RNA of Phytophthora sojae, 3286 nucleotides long. RefSeq lists its product as hypothetical. NCBI's taxonomy places the organism in Eukaryota, Oomycota, Peronosporomycetes, Peronosporales, Peronosporaceae. The coding region runs from base 1891 to 3000 and encodes 369 amino acids. The record is from RefSeq and is a predicted model, not a curated record. The transcript has a single exon. Gene Ontology annotation, molecular function: DNA-binding transcription factor activity.